Pocillopora damicornis (cauliflower coral) is the source of this 7449-nucleotide messenger RNA. RefSeq names its product leucine-rich repeat serine/threonine-protein kinase 1. The record is from RefSeq and is a predicted model, not a curated record. NCBI's taxonomy places the organism in Eukaryota, Metazoa, Cnidaria, Anthozoa, Scleractinia, Pocilloporidae. Gene Ontology annotation, biological process: protein phosphorylation. Gene Ontology annotation, molecular function: ATP binding; protein kinase activity; protein binding.
GUCUUUAUAACAGCUGUUUUUGCUCUCCUUCGAGUGUUGAUGAUUUUAUUAGGACCUGAUCUUUGAUGCUCCUUUGCGUCCACCUUUUAAUCUCGAAGUGACGCGCUUUGUCUGCUUUCGUAAACGUAAGAAUUAGUUAUCGUGUGCGUUUCCUGACACUCCAUUGCAAUUGAUUACAUAUAUGAGGGUUCACGAUCGAUCCAGAUCGAAGCAAUAUGGAGAGCCAUUUAAGUAACAGUGUUAGAAAACAGUUGUUUGAAGCCUGCACAACAGGUGAUCUUGACACACUACUACAAGCCAUUUACCACAAUCAAGAUGUAGUAAAGGAGCUAAUUUGUGGAGAAGAUGUAGCUAGCUCAACUUUGCCGAGAAAUUUUCUUCAUGUGGCCUGUGAAAAUGGCCAUUUGGAAGUGGUACGUCAACUUGUAGCCUUUGGUGCUAAUGUCAAUCAAGUUGUUGAAGAAAUUGGAACUCCCUUAUGUGUUGCAUGUAUAAAAGGAUAUGCAGAUAUUGCAAAAUAUUUGUUAAAAGAAGGUGCAUCUGUACAUAAUCCUGUAUUUGGUCAUUUGUCGCCAAUUUUACUUGCCUGUAAAUCUGGAAAACAUGAUGUAGUGGAAUUUUUAUUAUCUGAGCAGCCCAGUCUCCUUGGAUCCCAUGGACCAUUGUUACUCUAUGAGGCAUGCAGACUUGGGCAUGUCCAGCUGGCAAGACUGUUGAUCAGGAGAGGUGUUGAUGUGAACCCACCAUCUACAUCGUUAGACUCCCAGGGAAGGGAAUCACCAGGCAGUCCUCUCAAAGGUGCAUGUGAAGGUCAUCAGACUGCUGUUGUUAAUUACCUUAUUGAAAAUGGGGCCAAAGUGACCUGUGAUCUUGUAGAGAAUUAUUGGGAACUUAUUGGAGAAGCUCUAAUGAGAUACACCAAAGAAACUAGGAACAAACGCAAGACAGCACUUUCUUUUGAAGUUGAUCCAAGUGUGACAAUGUUUUCUGCUGCUUGGAGUAAGAAAAAUUUGUACGCCAUUCAUAAAGCUUGGUUUGUUAACUUGUCAGCAAGACUUGUGAGUAUUGACCUGUCUGAUAACUGCAUUAAGGAGCUUCCAGAAGAGCUGUUUAAUAUUCUUCCAGCCCUUGAGGAGCUUGAUGUGUCUAGAAAUCAAUUGAAAUCUUUACCAGAAGUUAUCAGCAGCUACACAAGGAUACAAAAGCUAUCAGCUUUUGAUAACCAGCUGACAUACGCCCCUGUCUCUUUGUUUCAAUUACCCACAAUGAAGAAACUAAACCUCGCUCAGAACAAUAUCUCUUCCUUAUUUGGCGAGCUGGAAGAGGGCGAGGAAGCUGAUGGCGACACAUGGGGCUGUACUGCACUGAAGGUUCUAACAUUGUCAUUCAAUCAGCUAAAAAGUUUACCUAACGGUAUUCAGGGAGCUGUCGGGCUCACAAAACUAUAUCUGGAUCACAAUAAUCUACGAGACUUUCCGAUGGCUUGGAAAUGCCCCUUGGAAAUCCUUGACCUUUCGCACAAUAAGUUAACCAGUUUUUCCUGUAACAUGGAAAUGGUGUGGGACACCUCUCUGAAGCGUCUCUAUCUUUCAAGCAAUAAUCUGGGAUCCAUUUCUUGGAACUUGUGUCAGUUGUCAGGACUUCAAGAUCUAGAUAUGAGUCACAAUAACAUUCGAAUGUUGCCAAAGCCAGAAUUCUGGACAUGCAGCACUUUGCACAAGCUAAACCUUUCCUUCAACAAGUUAUCCGCCAAACCACUUGUCGAGUCACAGAUGGGUUCUUCAACACUGAAGCGUUUCCAAUUUUUCAAAGCCUCCAGCUCAGAAGAUGGUCAAGAAACAAAGACUGACUGUGAAUUUCCUACAGCACUAUUUUCUCACACGCUAGAGACACUUUCUGUAAACGACAACAACUUACAUUCCUUACCCUUAAGCAUCUGCGGAUUGAUGAGCCUCAUCGAACUGGACCUAAGCAAUAACCCUGAACUGCGCACACUUCCUCCUGAACUUGGCAACUUACGCGAUUGCUGGCAGCUCCGAUUGAACAAACUAAAUCUUUCAGGCAUUCCUAAACACGUCAGACCUGGUGAGAUUGGUGUCCGACCAAAAGACACGCUGGCAUACUUACGAGCAACUCUUCGGAAGUCUGUACCGUAUUACCGCAUGAAACUGAUGGUGGUAGGUUUACAGGGUCGAGGGAAGACAACUUUGCUGUCUGCUUUAAAAGGUCAAAAACUGCCACCUAACCUGUCCACUGUGGGAAUUGUGAUUGACGAAUGGCAGGUUCAGAUCGGGGCCAGUUCAAGGUUUUCAUUACAGCGCUUCUUAACACAGAGUGACGCACCAUUAAUAACGUUCAGCACUUGGGAUCUUGCGGGGCAAAAUGUUUAUUACGCGGCUCAUCAAAUGUUUUUGUCGCCUCAUACUCUGUACCUGGCCGUGUGGAACGUGACACAUGGAGAAGAAGGAGUGGAGAGUCUGAGACGUUGGCUUCUCAACAUACAGGCUCGUGCACCGUCUUCCGAAGUUUUGAUUGUCGGAACACAUCUGGACUUGCUUCCGAAGAAAAAUCGACAAGACCGCGUGGAUGCACUGAAGCAAAGCAUCGCGCUGAAGUAUUUGGACAACCAAGGAUUUCCGAAGAUUGUCGGCAAUAUUGUUGUGUCGCCGACGACUGGCGAGAACAUUCCGGAGUUGAAAGAACUGAUUUACAGCAAGGCGUUAAAAGUCAAGGAUCAUGGAGAAAACAUCAUUGGUCGAAUGGUACCACAAAGUUACAUCGACCUCCAACAAGCUGUUAUACAAGAGGCUGAGCGCCGGAGAACCACAGGCGAACCACCCUUACUCUUGGAAGAUGAAAUCUUGCAACUCGCCAAGUGCAGUCCACAGAAUGACAUCUUAGAUACUGAGGAGCUAACACUAGCCACCAGAUUCUUACACGAGAAUGGUGUGUUACUUCACUACAAUGAUCAGCUGCGGGGCCUCAAUCAUCUUUACUUUAUUGACCCUGCUUGGGUCUGUGAUCUUAUUGCGACUCUUGUCACCGUCCGAGAGAGAAAUCCUUUUAUUGUUAACGGUGUCAUGAAGAAGAAGGAUUUGCAGUUGGUGUUGAGAGACCCCAAAUUCCCCCAAAAUUUUAUACUACAGUAUCUGCAACUAAUGGAGCGUUUCGAGAUUGCUCUCUCUAUAAACGAGGAACAGCUUUUAAUUCCUUCAAUGCUACCAAAAGAGAAACCAGGACUGCAGCUUCACAAGCUUCAGAAGUUGAUGGCCAAGAGAAAAAAGUCAAACGAACAGGGCAGAUUUUCCAGUAGUCGUGGCAGCAGCUCACUAGACAAUUCAAACAUCAACACAGUGUGUAGGAAUUACCAGAUGGCCUACACGCCGAGCGGGUUCUGGAGCCGACUCAUUACCAGGCUUAUUGUGUCCGUUCAAAGAUGGCGGACUAUUGAGCAAAUAAAGGAAGAAAGCUAUUCUUUGGUUUACUGGCGGGAGGGGAUUGGUGUCGUGUAUGAGGGAGGUUACUUCAAGGUGGAAUCAUACCAAGAAUUGAUCCCUGUAAAUCAAGGAAAGGCCGUCUUCCAAGAAAUCAAUGGUGUCGCUAUCACUGUAUGGUCAGAACAGCGAGACUUUGCUGCUAUUGGAUUCAUUGUCGAUCAGAUUGACGCUCUCAUUUCGGAAUGGUAUCCGGGUCUCGACGAGACUGACAUGUAUGGGUUGCCAUUGGUCCGUCGUUUAAUUCCGUGUCCGCUUUGUAUCAACUGGAUGACUCACCGCAAAUCAAUGAAACGAUCUGUUUCUAUGGAGUUUCCAUCCACUCUUCCCUCUAAUUUUCUUAUGUUGCAAACUCUUCAUCCGCACAAUUUCACUCUGCCGGAAUGCGCAGCAACUGCGAUGCGUUUUUCAACUAUCAGCUGUCCUUCCCAUCCGGAUAGAGUGGUGUCCAUAUCGCUUCUUAUCCCGGACUUGUUAAUGGCAGACCUACCCCGGCAGUUACUUGUGGAUCAAACUCAAUUCAAGUUCGACCCGCGAGAAUCACAUAAGAUUGGCGGUGGUGGCUCUGGUGAAGUGUAUCGUGGAUCAUAUCGAAACGAGACUGUGGCGGUGAAAAUAUUCCACUCUAUAGGCCAAACUGGCUCUCUCCUUGACAGCGGACUUGGAAACACUGGGCCCUCUCCUGGAUCCAGGACUUUAAGUGGAUCCUGUUAUAGGUCCCAUGUGAGUGAGGGCUCAAGUGGCCGGAGAUCUGAUGUGUACACUGCCAACACUGAACGUGACAUGGAGGAGGAACUGGAAAGGACUAAGGUUGUCAAAGCUUUCUGGGACUUACGUCAAGAGGUAGCAGUCCUUUGCCGAUUGAAUCAUCCAUGUGUUGUCAGACUUCUUGCCGUUUCUCUGCGUCCACUAUGCUUUGUUUUGGAGCUCGCCCCUUUUGGUAGUUUAGCUACAGUCCUUGACGAGCUCUCAUCAAAGCGUGAAGCUCGAGAGAACGAAGGCAGCCAAGUUUCCAGGAGCAGGGAGUCAAUUCUUGGGCGUGAAUUAUCCUAUAAAAUCGCUUUCCAGGUCGCCAGUGCCCUUUGGUAUCUCCACGACUGUAACAUUAUCUAUCGAGAUCUGAAAGCCGACAAUGUUUUAGUUUGGUCCAUGGAUGAGUCCGCUUUAUUGAACGUCAAACUAUCUGACUACGGAAUCUCGUGUUUCGCCACACCUCAAGGAGUUGCUGGAGAGGAAGGGACUCCAGGAUAUCAGGCUCCGGAAAUUCGCACUGGAGUCGGUUACGAUGAAAAGGUGGAUAUUUUCUCCUUUGCAAUUUUUCUGUUUGAGCUGCUGACAGGAUGUCGUCCUUUUAGUGAUUAUCGCAAUGUCGUGGACAUCAAGAAAGCGAUUCGACGAGGGGUGCGGCCUUCACCUCAGCUUGAAUUAGAUUCACAAUUGCCAAGAUUAGAACGGCUAAUGAGAUCAUGCUGGCAUCAGUUGCCAGAGAAGCGUCCUCCUGCAAGCGAAAUUUUAAAAGAGAUGGAAGAUCCAGCUUUCUUAUGUCAGUGUCGACUGUUACCAGCCACUGAUGAAAACUUGUUGGAGAAAGUUACAGCAAUUUAUGCCUUAUCAAAUGUUGCUUCUGGCAAUCCCAAGGUCCCUGAGGCUAUGGAGGGUUCUUCAACUGAGAUCGCUUCGAACUUUAUUCUGAUUUGGAGUCGUGAACGAAAUGAUCGGUACUACAGUAUAAUCAACUGUGAGACAGGAGUGUUCCAUACACAAGGACAAAACUGUGAGGGACAUAGAGUGCUUUGCAUGACGAGAGUUGAAAAUCGAACUUGGCUUGGCACGGAGGGGUGCACUAUAGAGGUGUUCGGACGGACGUCCUGGCGUAAUCCCUCAAUUCUGUGGUCGUAUACCACUAAGGCUCCAGUUCUUGCGCUGUUGACGGAGUAUUUUCCAACAGAUGAGGACCUUCCUGAAAAGGCAGAGCUUGAGAGUGGCACAAGAGUUAAAAGUGUAUUUGCUUCCCUUGCCAAUGGUACCCUGAUAGUGUUCACUCCUAAAACUAGAUUAGCACGAAGAUUUUCGCAUGCUGAUGUCACUCUAGAAACGAAAGGCGAGGAUGAACGGUUGAAAAAGGAAAGUGACAAGUGGUCUAACUUUCAGGUUGUUAACCUUGGUCAGUCUGGUAUGCCCACCAAAUGUAUGGUUCUCGUAUUCAAUAAUAAAGAACUGUGGGUUGGAUGCGGCAACAAGAUUGUGAUAGUGGAUACCAACACCUUGGUAAUUCUAGACGAGAUUGCGGUGUACCAAACGCAAAGGACGCAUGUCCGGAUCAUGGUAACGGACGGAACACGUGUUUGGUGCGCGGACAGGAGGUCAUCGAAAAUUUUACAAUGGCAAGUUAGCAGUCGUCAGCUGACCAAUAUUUUUGACUGUGAUGUUAACAGUCCAGUUGGAAAAGUUUUAGACACAAACAUAGUAGAGUCCCGCCGUUUCACUUCAAGAAAAGGUGAUGAUGAACGCUCUUCCCGUCGUGACAGAACAGUCAGUGACCCACCUGAUAUGUGCGAGCCCUCUUUCACUGAAUCGAUGUUUAAAGAGGCGAUGGAUCGUAGUAUCAAUGAAGAAGGCGACGAAACAAACUCUUUGCGUAAAGAGGAUUCACUUCCUCGUCGAAUUGGUUCUGACUUUGGUCGAAAUACAACAGAAAAUGAUCGUCAUGAGGAUUCUGGAAAUAUGGAUUCGAAACAGGUUCAGGCAUUUUCCCGUUCUCUGUCCCUACCAGCGGAAACCGUCUCCGAUGAGGGUGGAAUUUCUUCUUUUUGUAGCACAGAUACAACGAAAAGUAUCACAGUUCUUGCUCAGGCUAGCAGUACCCCGCAGGAGUCUCACUCUCAAACCGAAGAUUUUCAAACAAACGAAGAUUCUGUUUCAGUAAUUUCCGAAAAUGUUCCAACUUUAAUCGAAAAAACAGCGACAAUCGAUAAUAUUCGAAACUCCGGCGAGGAAGUCAUAGAAUCGAGAUGCGACGCUACUUCCAAUCAUGGCAAAAGUGAUGCAUUAUCUAUGACAUUAUCAGUUGAAACUAUUCCUGAAAUUACAAUUGAAGCCCAGAGACAGACAGGAGACAACAAUGUUGAAGAUGAAAAAGAGACCGAAACAGUAACCAGAGAAGCUGUCGACAAAAGGGAAGGUGCAGAUUUUGAGCUCGUUGACCGCGAAGAAACUCGUCAAGCUUUCAUCGAAGGUGCACGAAAAAGUUUAGGCUCUGAAAGCUCGAUAUCCCGUCCAUGUGCUUCUAUGACGUCGUUAAGGCAGCCUUUCAAUUCACCUUCUCGAACUCCCUCGCUUAUGAGUUCAACCAGGAGAAAAUCUCAACGGCGACAGGAGAAAGAUGAAGGCAACAAGUCACCACUUAGUAAACCGUGGGCAGCGAGACCUCGGAUACGAAUACUUGCUGGCACAAUUAAUCGUGUGACAGCACUUUCGUUAGUGAAUGGCACGUUGUGGAUUGGACGAGGAGUUGGUGACGUGCUAACACUGAACGUCAACUCAUUUAAUGAUGAUGUUCCUUUGGGUCUUGUGUUCGCUCAACUCGAGAGUGACAAUCUUCUAGGUUACGAAAAUGGUCAAGUGGAUGAAAUUGUCAGCAGUGGCAUGGACAAGGUGGUCUGUUUGCGUCGCCUGGAGACUCCAAGAGGUAGCGUGAAUACUACAGAACGCGGUUUGGAGCGCUAUCAGUUGGUCCUGUGGGAGGCCUGGGGAGACACGGAGUUUAGAAAAUUUAAUUCGCGGCUGGAGGAGUUUAACUCCUUGAUUCCGUAAUCAAUGCUACUAUGUUAUAGCAUGUUACUAUGUUAUAGCAUGUUAUUAUGUUGCCACAAAAUCCUUUAAGAGAGUUUCUUUGCUUGACUAUUCCUCGUGUUCGUACUAUAUUUACUUCCCCUUCUGCAAAAGUUCGAAGGAA